Nicotiana attenuata is the source of this 1017-nucleotide messenger RNA. Its product is annotated as glycine-rich protein 2. Gene Ontology annotation, molecular function: zinc ion binding; nucleic acid binding. The transcript has a single exon. Lineage: Eukaryota; Viridiplantae; Streptophyta; Magnoliopsida; Solanales; Solanaceae. The record is from RefSeq and is a predicted model, not a curated record. The coding region runs from base 94 to 720 and encodes 208 amino acids.
AUCAGCUGUUUCUUAGAGGAAAGCCCACGGUGACAUAACCAAGAGAACACAAAAGGGUUUUAGGGUUUUAAGCUUUUUAGGGUUUCUGUGAGAAUGGCUGAGGAGAGUGGACAGAGGGCUAAGGGAACCGUCAAGUGGUUCAGUGACCAAAAGGGUUUUGGGUUCAUCACUCCCGAUGACGGCGGCGAAGAUCUGUUCGUUCACCAGUCAGGUAUCAGAUCUGAGGGUUUCCGUAGCCUAGCUGAAGGUGAAACCGUGGAGUUUGAAGUUGAAUCUGGAGGUGACGGCCGUACAAAGGCUGUUGAUGUUACCGGCCCUGAUGGUGCGGCUGUUCAGGGUGGCCGUGGAGGCGGCGGCGGCGGAGGUGGUCGCGGUGGUGGUGGAUAUGGAGGAGGCGGUGGCGGAUAUGGUGGUGGUGGUCGUGGUGGUAGCCGUGGAUACGGUGGCGGUGACGGAGGCUAUGGUGGAGGUAGCCGUUAUGGUGGCGGUGGAGGAGGAUACGGUGGAGGCGGUGGCUACGGAGGUGGUGGUAGUGGUGGAGGAAGCGGUUGCUUCAAGUGUGGUGAAUCUGGUCACUUUGCUAGGGACUGUAGCCAGAGUGGAGGCGGCGGCGGAGGUGGCAGGUUCGGUGGUAGCGGCGGCGGAGGCGGCGGCGGUGGCUGCUACAAAUGUGGUGAGGAUGGUCACUUUGCCCGUGAAUGUACCAGUGGAGGUCGUUGAACAUGGGUUGAAACCCUUUGUUCUCUUUCUCUUUUAGCCUGUUAUGUUUUUGUCUGAAAGUGGUGCCUUUGGCAGCCUUUAGUAAUGUCUUUGCUACUCUUUAUUCGACUAUGGCUGUUUGCUAUUUUUAUUUUCUGCUCAUUAGUAGUAUCCGUUAUACGGUUUAGUUCAGUUUGAAACUUUUGGUAAUGGGGAGUCUGAUAUUUUGUGGUGCAUCAAGGAAUACUCUCUGUACAUGUUUACAUACAUGUUUCUGAAGAACUAUCAAUUAAUCAACUGACAAUAUUUGUAGCCCUA